AUGAACUUUAAUUCAGUGCGCUACUAUACCUUGCUGGGUGUUGACAAGGAUGCCUCUCUCGAAGAGAUCAAGAGAGCUUAUAGAGCACUGGCUCUUCAGUAUCAUCCCGACAGAAAUCCAGACCCUAAUGCUGUAGAGAUGUUCAAAGAUGUUAGAGAUGCUUAUGAGGUUCUAUCUGAUGAGAAAAAAAGAAAGAUAUAUGAUCAGUAUGGUGAAGAAGGUAUCAAACUAUUCGAGAAUGACGUACUAGGAGAGGAGGCACAGAUGCUGGCACUACUCUUCUCAGGUUCCAUCAAACUACUAUUUAUAAUAAUGUUCCUGCUUAUAUGCGUGGCCAUCCUGCUACCGAUAUUCUUGGUUCUAAAGACAGGAGGCAAGGUGGAUUGGGUGUGGGAGAGUGUCUUCUCUCCCAUCUGGAUCAUAGGUGGCGUAGUGUUCCUGCUGCUCUUUGUCAUGACGAUCGUGGCCAAGAACCUUACACUGCUAUUCCAUCUGGCUCGUUUGACCUCAGUACUAUUGUUUAUGGCACUUCUCACAGCCAAUCUCAACCAACGCACGCACAUGCUAUGGAGUGAGGUGUUCAUCCCCAUCUACUUUCUCAUCUUGUUGGACAUUGUAAUCAUCAUUCCCACUGUUCUGUAUGGACGAUUCAAGAAUAGAUUCGCUCCUGGCGAACAUAACGACACUGUUACCGACUUUGGCCUUGGUUAUGCUGGUUUCCUGUUGCGCAAGUUCUCCUUUGACUUGAUGGCAGCAUGGUUCAUCGUGUUCUUGGUCGUUCGACUGGACAGCGUUGUUGGCUGGAGCUGGUGGAUCAACGCCAUCCCAGUGCUAGUGGCAUUGUUCUUCCAGUUUAUCAUCAUUGUUUCAGACUACCGAUCGGACAAGCAGCACCAUCACGGCGACCAACAGGCAGAGGAGCUUGGCAUGAUCCGUAAUGCACACAUCUGUUGUUAUACCUUCCUCGUUAUUAUAUUGGUCAUCUUUAUUGGAUUGCUGGCGUCACACUUGGAUGGCAAGAACUAUUCAAUGGCCGCUGUCUUUAUACCUAUUUUCAUUCUUUGCGGUUUACUAUUCUGCUUGGUAUGUUGCAUAGUUCCAUGCGUUACAUGUUGCGCUCCAGGUGCAGAGGACACAGACAAUCCACUGUUCCAGCAACAGCAAGACUUCUUUGCAAUGAUAAACUAUCGAAUGAUGCGACCUCAAAAGUUCUUGGAGAACAAUGCUCAUCAAGCAAUCCCAAUACCCUUGCCGCAGCCUAUUGUUCUGCAACAACAACAACAACAACAGGAACAA
Acytostelium subglobosum LB1 is the source of this 1296-nucleotide messenger RNA. RefSeq lists its product as hypothetical. NCBI's taxonomy places the organism in Eukaryota, Evosea, Eumycetozoa, Acytosteliales, Acytosteliaceae. The transcript is spliced from 4 exons. The annotation marks the transcript as partial. The record is from RefSeq and is a predicted model, not a curated record.